CCAGGCAGCCGCGCGGCGCAGAACUGCAGGCGCUCGCCUGGCUAAGCCUGUGCGGGGCUGCCUUCCUAGCUCCCAGCUCCGCAGGCGGACUGCGGGUCCUGACCGCCGCGUCCGCGGCCCGAGGCGAAGGCAGAAGCUGACCCGAGGCUCGGUGGCUGGCGAGGAUCUUGGGAACGUGGCAACCUGUGCAUGGCUCGUCCCACGAGGAGAUGACUUUAGUCACGGCGAUGCCUAAGAAUCAAGUGUGACGUGUCUCCAGGUAUUUCAUGGUGUUCUCCUCCGGCCUUUCCAUACCACUGCUCAACACAGCUCCUGAAACAUGGGGGAAAACGAAGACGAGAAGCAGAGCCAGGCCGGGCAGGUUUUUGAGAACUUUAUCCAGGCUUCCACGUGCAAAGGCACCCUCCAGGCUUUCAACAUCCUCACACGACACCUGGACCUAGACCCUCUGGACCACAGGAACUUUUAUUCUAAGCUCAAGUCCAAGGUGACCACCUGGAAGGCCAAAGCCCUGUGGUACAAACUGGACAAGCGUGGAUCCCACAAGGAGUAUAAGCGAGGGAAGUCUUGUAUGAACACCAAGUGUCUCAUCGUUGGGGGAGGACCAUGUGGUUUGCGCACUGCCAUUGAACUUGCCUACCUAGGGGCCAAAGUGGUGGUGGUGGAGAAGAGGGACACCUUCUCCAGGAACAAUGUGCUGCAUCUCUGGCCUUUCACCAUCCAUGACCUGCGGGGCCUGGGAGCCAAGAAGUUCUACGGGAAGUUCUGCGCUGGCUCCAUCGACCACAUCAGCAUUCGUCAGUUGCAGCUCAUCUUAUUCAAGGUGGCCUUGAUGCUGGGAGUUGAAAUCCAUGUGAACGUGGAGUUUGUAAAGGUUCUAGAACCCCCUGAAGAUCAAGAAAAUAAAAAAAUCGGCUGGCGGGCAGAAUUUCUCCCUGCGGACCACUCUCUAUCGGACUUUGAGUUUGACGUCAUCAUUGGUGCCGAUGGCCGCAGGACCACGCUGGAAGGAUUCAGAAGGAAAGAAUUCCGUGGGAAGUUGGCUAUUGCCAUCACCGCCAACUUCAUAAACAGAAACAGCACAGCUGAGGCCAAGGUGGAAGAGAUCAGUGGUGUGGCUUUCAUCUUCAACCAGAAAUUUUUUCAGGACCUUAAAGAAGAAACAGGGAUCGAUCUUGAGAACAUUGUUUACUACAAGGACUGCACCCACUAUUUUGUCAUGACCGCCAAGAAGCAGAGCCUGCUUGACAAAGGGGUCAUCAUUAAUGACUACAUCGACACAGAGGUGCUGCUGUGUGCAGAGAAUGUGAACCAGGACAACCUGCUUUCCUACGCCCGCGAGGCCGCAGAUUUCGCCACCAAUUACCAGCUGCCAUCGUUAGACUUUGCUCUGAACCACUACGGGCAGCCCGACGUGGCCAUGUUCGACUUCACCUCCAUGUAUGCCUCCGAGAACGCAGCUUUGGUGCGCGAGCGCCAGUCACACCAGCUCCUCGUGGCCCUGGUGGGCGACAGCUUGCUCGAGCCAUUUUGGCCCAUGGGCACAGGCUGUGCCCGAGGCUUCCUGGCAGCCUUUGACACGGCAUGGAUGGUGAAAAGCUGGGACCAGGGCAUCCCUCCCCUGGAGCUGCUUGCUGAAAGAGAAAGUCUUUACCGGCUGUUACCUCAGACCACCCCGGAGAACAUCAACAAGAACUUUGAGCAGUACACGCUGGACCCAGGGACACGGUACCCAAAUCUCAACUCCAACUGUGUCAGGCCCCAUCAGGUGAAGCAUUUGUUCAUCACUAAGGAGCUGCACCAGUGCCCUCUUGAGAGGCUGGGCUCGGUGAGGAGAUCCAUGAGCCUCUCCAGGAGGGAGUUAGACAUCCGGCCCAGCAAGCUCUUAACCUGGUGCCAGCAGCAAACCGAGGGCUACCAGCACGUCAACGUCACCGACCUGACCACAUCCUGGCGCAGCGGCCUGGCCCUGUGUGCCAUCAUCCACCGCUUCCGGCCUGAGCUAAUCAACUUUGAAUCUCUGAACGAAGAUGACGCUGUGGAGAACAACCAGCUGGCCUUUGACGUGGCCGAGCGCGAGUUUGGCAUCCCCCCAGUGACCACCGGCAAGGAGAUGGCGUCAGCCCAGGAGCCCGACAAGCUCAGCAUGGUCAUGUACCUCUCCAAGUUCUAUGAGCUCUUCCGGGGCAUCCCGCUGAGGCCUGUGGAUUCUUGGGGCAAAAACUAUAGAGAAAAUGCUGACCUCAGCUUGGCCAAAUCCUCCAUUUCUCAUAACUAUCUCAACCUCACAUUUCCAAGAAAGAGGACUCCACGAGUGGACACCCAGACUGAAGACAGCGACAUGAACAAACGGAGGCGGAAAGUCUUCAACAACCAGGAUGAGCCUUCAGCCUAUCCCAGCCGCAGCCUGCGCACCGGUCCAGAGGGCGGCAACGGGAGAGAAGGGGGAGGCCAGAACAAAGUCAAGUCCAUGGCAAGCCAGCUGCUGGCCAAGUUCGAAGAGAGCUCUCGGAACCCCUCGCUCCCGAGGCAGGAAUGCCGUGUCUCAGGGAUAGGUAAGCCUGUCCUGCGCCCUUCCUCUGACCCACCUGUUAACUCUCGCUGCCCCAGGCCGGAGGAGCCCACACCCAGCCCAUCACCUCCUCUGAAAAGGCAGUUCCCCUCAGUGGUUGUGACGGGGCACGUGCUCCGAGAAAUAAAGCAAGUGUCUGCUGGCGGCGGGUGCCCGAGCAGACCCUGGAGAGCCAGAGCCAAGUCUGACCUGCAGCUGGGUGGGCCCGAAGUCCCUGCCGGCCUGCCUCCUGCCUGCCAGGGAGCCCUGGCCCUUUCCGGGGUGCUGCGGCGGCUGCAGGAAGUAGAGGACAAGAUUCUCCAGGUGAAAGCCUCGCUCGUGGCCCUGCGUCUGCCCGUGUUGGGGUGCCUUCCUUCCCUCCUCUGCCUCCUCUGCCCUGGGUGGGUUCCUUCUGUUCUGUUCACCCCGUCUCCUGUCCCAUCCCGCCGCUCUCCUGGAGGCAACCACCAUCGUCUGUCACUAUCUCUCUCUCUUUCCCCUCUCUCGCCUUGCCUGCAGAAGAGGGCUCAGAACUUGGCCAACAGGGAAUUUCACAAAAAGAACAUUAAGGAGAAGGCGGCUCACCUUGCCUCCAUGUUUGGACACGGGGAUUUCCCGCAGAAUAAACUACUUUCUAAAGGCCUGUCUCUCACUCACCCUCCGGCUUCUCCCUCCUGUCUUCCGUCUCCCGAUCCAGCUGCUUCUUCCUCUCCAUCGACUGUUGACUCUGUUUCUCCUGCCAGAAAGCUGACGGUAGGGAGAGUGUCCAGCGGAAUAGGGGCUGCAGCUGAAGUCCUGGUCAAUCUGUACAUGAAUGAUCACAGACCUAAGACCCAGGCCACCUCUCCAGACCUGGAAUCCACGCAGAAGGCGUUCCCCCUGAACCUGGGUGGCAGCGACACCUGCUACUUCUGUAGGAAGCGCGUGUACGUGAUGGAGCGGCUGAGCGCCGAGGGCCACUUCUUCCACCGAGAGUGUUUCCGCUGCAGCGUCUGUGCCACCACCCUGCGCCUGGCCACCUACGCCUUCGACGGUGAUGAAGGCAAGUUUUUCUGCAAGCCUCAUUUCAUUCACUUUAAGACCAACACUCAGCAAAGGAAGAGACGAGCAGAGUUGAAGCAACAAAGAGAGGAGGAGGGACCGUGGAAAGAGCAAGAGGCCCCUCGGCGAGACACCCCUGUGGAAAGUUCUUGCGCAGCUGCUGCCAUUGGCACGCCCGAAGGCAGCCCUUCAGCAGAUGAGCCAACCUCCCCCAAGAAGCCCAAGAGUGUUCUGGAGCCAGAGCCCAGUGAUGUGGAAGGUGAAGCCACCUCUCUCCUGCCCUCGGAGUGGACCUCAGUAAGGAUCAGCCCUGGGGAGGAUGUAGUUGGACAAGACAUGAUGGCUGUGUGUGUCCUGGUCACCAGUGAUGACGGCAGCUCCGAUGCAGAGCCAGACUGUCCGGGCCGUGAGGCCUCCAGCGCACAGCCCUGUGAGGAGAGACCCCGGCGGCCAGAAGCCCCGCCCCUCGCAGAGCCGCUCACCAGGCACAGCUCCCUGAGAGAGGCCCCGACCAGGAAAGUCUCUCCAUGGUGCCCUGAGGAGUCGCAAGCUAUGCAUGCUCUGCAACGGGCCAGUAGCUUCCAGUCUCCAACUCCCAGCAAAUACCAGAGCUGGAGAAGAAAAUUCCAGUCGAGUUUGACACCAGUGAACAACAAAAGAACUAUGUCACCUUCAAAGGAACCUGCUCCUCUUUCUUCUUCCUCAUUGUCUGCUCCCUCAUCUUCCUCGCCAUCUUUUUCUUCAGCCAGUGUCCCGGGGAAUGCUCUGGUUGGCGUCUCCCUACCUCAGGUAACAGCUGACAACCUGCCUUCACAGGUCUCAAGAGGUCACUCCAGCCCUUCCACUCCAAUCUUUCUGAGGCGUGCCAGAGCCCAAGGGGUACCCAAGGACAUGCCCCUGUAUCUGCCUCACGGCCAAGUGCUGGAGCAGGCAGAGUACUGCAUGGUGUGGCCCGGCGAAGGUGAUCUUGCCAGCCCCCAGCUGCCCAGCCCUGCAGAGACGGCUUCUGAUGGGUGUCAGGAAGCAGAGGCCCCUCUUGGGGACACCAGAAGCAUCCUCAGAGGCCCACACCCCACUGGAGGGCAGGACAGGUGCUUGUCAGACCAAGAACUAUCUCCCAGGGCUGGAGAGGACCCAGGGGAGAAGAACACCCGACCCAGAAGGGGAGAGGAGGAUGGGUCAGAGGUGGCAAAGGGGAAGAAGCUGGGCUUGAAGAAGUUAGUCCUCACUCCAGAGCAGAAGACCAAGCUGCUGGACUGGGACGAUUCCAUCCCUGAGAGCGUGAGCCUGGGAGCUGUGGCACAACCUGCUCCGAGAAGAGCCGGCAAUGGUAGGGGAGGCCGUGCGCCGAAACCAGUGAGUCCCGUGCUGCCCUCACGGACAGCAAAAGAGACCCCGCCCACCCAGGGCAGGGCUCAGGAGGAGCCGGGGACCCCAGCUGAACGGGCUCCACCCAAGUCCCCACUUUGGCUCAUAGCAAAUGCCAUCCGAAGGUCCCUGGAGCCCCUCCUCCCCAACUCGGAAGGUGGGAGGAAGGCCUCUGCCAAGCAAGAAUCAAAGACCUCGCCCACCAGACAGCCGCAUGCUUGCAUUCGCUCGUUCAGCCUUCGCAAAACCAGCUCCAGUAAAGACGGCAACCAGCAGUCCCCGGGGAAAGACAUGGCGAGCAAGGCCUCAGCCUUCUUCUCCCUGGGCUCCCCACCUGCCAGGGCUGCGCAGCCCUCGUACCCUAGCCCUCCUGAUCUUGCCCUCCGCACCCAUAGUUUGCCCAACCGACCAUCCAAGGUGUUUCCUGCACUCAUGUCCCCACCCUGCCACAAGAUGGAAGAUGUCCCCACACUCCUUGAGAAAGUGAGUUUGCAAGAGACCCUCCCAGAUGCUUCUAGGGCUCCAAAGGAAAAAAUCUCUCUCUUUCCCUCCCCCACACUCAAAGAUAAAUCUUUUGAGAGUUCCCUCCAAGAAUCCAAACAAAGAAAGGACCUUCAGGACCUCUUUAGCACCCCCAGGGGGGCAGGGAAGCCCGUGGACAGUGCCCAGCCUCUGGAGAAGCUGGUACAGCCUUUCAGUAGGACCUGCCUGGGGCCGAGGGUCCAUCCUCCUUCUCCAGACAAAGACGCAAAUCCGAAACACGUACCUGUCCGAGCACAGGUGACAGCGGCCACCUCUUCGGCCUCUUGCACCAGCUCGUCCUCUGCAGAUGAAGAUUUCCAUCCCCAGCCUUCCUUGCGGUCAAAGGUAACAACAGGUGGCAGACCAAAGAGGGCCUUGGCUUGUGGGACCCGUUUACCGUCCAGAUUUCAGACCCAGUGUGGACCCCAGCUGCAGUGGUUUCCUCAGGAGGAUUGCGUUUCAUUGCAUCUGACAGCAACCGCUUUUUACCUGGAACGCCCCAAGAAUUAGCUUCUUUUUUUUUUUUUUUAACUUUUAGAAGCUUGCC
This is a messenger RNA of Ailuropoda melanoleuca (giant panda), 6029 nucleotides long. RefSeq names its product microtubule associated monooxygenase, calponin and LIM domain containing 2 (gene MICAL2). The record is from RefSeq and is a predicted model, not a curated record. The coding region runs from base 320 to 5992 and encodes 1890 amino acids. The transcript is spliced from 30 exons. Lineage: Eukaryota; Metazoa; Chordata; Mammalia; Carnivora; Ursidae. Gene Ontology annotation, molecular function: protein binding; FAD binding.